Schizophyllum commune H4-8 is the source of this 1632-nucleotide messenger RNA. RefSeq names its product glycoside hydrolase family 47 protein. Gene Ontology annotation, molecular function: calcium ion binding; mannosyl-oligosaccharide 1,2-alpha-mannosidase activity. Gene Ontology annotation, cellular component: endoplasmic reticulum; Golgi membrane. The record is from RefSeq and is a predicted model, not a curated record. Lineage: Eukaryota; Fungi; Basidiomycota; Agaricomycetes; Agaricales; Schizophyllaceae. Bases 1 to 1632 code for a protein of 543 amino acids. Gene Ontology annotation, biological process: carbohydrate metabolic process; N-glycan processing. The transcript is spliced from 14 exons.
AUGCGCGCCCUCUACUCCCCCGACCGCCUCCCCGUGCGCAUCAUCGCCUCCGGUGCCGCGAUCAUGCUCGGCCUCUGGCUGCUGGCGUCCGUAUUUAGGCCGUUUGAGGCGAAAACGUGGGCCGACCGCGCCGACCUGGUGCGGAACGCGUUCGUGCACGCGUACAAUGGAUACCGCCGCCAGGCCUUCGGGCACGACGAGGUGCGGCCCGUGAGCGGGAAGACCGCGGACACCUUCAACGCCUGGGCCGUCUCCGCCGUCGACGGGCUCGACACGAUGUGGUUGAUGGGGUUGGAGGACAUGUUCACCGAGGCCGUCGACCUCGUCUCCCAACAAACCUGGUCCAUGCCCGACAAGAAGGCCGCGCCCUUCUUCGAGACCACGAUCCGAUACUUGGGCGGGCUGCUGGGGGCGUAUGCGCUGAGUAAGGUCGAACACAUCAACGACGUCCUCCUCUACAACUCCUCCCACGCGGACGGCCUCUACCCGAGCGCGUUCGAUCUGGGGAGUGGGGUGGGGCGGAAUUUCCACUUCUCCGCGGGCGCGGCCGCGGACAGCGCGUACGAGUAUCUCCUGAAGCAGUGGUUGGUGAGCGGCAGGAGCGAGGGGAGGGUGAGGGAUCAUUACGUCCACUCCGCGAACGCCAUACUUGCCAACCUGGCGUACGUCUCGCCGAGCCGGGGGCUGCUGUACGUGACGGAUGCGAUCAGAAAACCGAGCGACCCCGACGUCAAAUCCCCCAACACCGACGCCGACAUGCAAGCCGCCUCGCCCUACUACCUGCGCGACACCGCCAUCGCGCGCGGCCGCCCGUCGCACAACUUCGAGCACCUGACCUGCUUUUUGGGCGGGUUGUUGGCGCUGGGGGCGCGGGCGGUGCCGGAGGUGGAUGGGCGGGCGGUAACCAGCACGCCAGCCGGCAACCUCACCCGCUCCGCCCUCAACCUCCCUCACCCGACCUUCACCCCCCACGACCGGCAGCUGCACAUGUGGGCCGCGGAGGGGCUCGCGGAGACGUGCUGGGCGACGUAUGCGGAUAUGCCGAGCGGGCUGGGGCCGGAUGGGGUGGCUAUGGCCUUGCGCAUGCACGACCUGAAGGUUUUGCGUAUGCACGAGCUGAAGGCACUGCGCACGCACGACCUGAAGGUUUUGCGUAUGCGCGGUCUGAAGGCGCUGCGUAUGCGCGACCUGAAGGCCUGGCACAAGCCCCCAGGCGCGCGGCGCGUCGAGCCCAUCCCCGCCGACGCGGAGAACAGGGCGCAGGCGCUGGACUAUAGGGUGCGGAGUAAUUCGUGGUUGUUGAGGCCGGAGACCAUCGAAUCCAUCUACCUCCUCUGGCGCACGACGGGCGACCCGGUGUGGCGCGAGCGCGGCUGGCGGCUGUUCCAGAGCAUGGAAAGGUGGUGUCGGGCGGAGUACGGCUACAGCGUCGUGAGCCAGAUCAACACGGACCAUCCGCGGAUGACGGACGAGCAGCCGAGCUGGCUCUUCGCCGAGACCUUCAAGUACCUCUUCCUCCUCUUCACCGACGAGGACCUCCUGCCGCUCGAUCAGUGGGUGUUCAACACGGAGGCGCACCCGCUGCCCGUGUUUGAGUGGCGGGGGUGGGAGAGGGAGGCGUAUGGGAUUUAG